Molecule: messenger RNA, 1452 nt
Organism: Arabidopsis thaliana (thale cress)
Lineage: Eukaryota; Viridiplantae; Streptophyta; Magnoliopsida; Brassicales; Brassicaceae
Product: NAD(P)-binding Rossmann-fold superfamily protein
Exons: 7
Coding region: 185-1075 (296 amino acids)
Cellular component (GO): plastoglobule
Source: RefSeq, marked reviewed
AUAAACCAUUUAAAAUAAAUACACAGUAACCACAAAAAUUCUUGCUUCAAUUCCGCCGAGUAAGUAGUAACCACAUUUUUCUCGCUUUGCCGUCUUCUCCGGCGAUUUUCAGACACUAAUUUUCUCUCCGGUUGUUGCAAUCAUAUUUUCUGUCGGAAGAUAUUGAAAUCAGAAACCGGGAAAAAUGACUUCGUUUCUUAGUUUCUCCGCCAUUUCAGCUCAUCCACCUACUUUUUCCGGCGCUUCAUUUCGUCCUCGCUCUUUCUCUCCCCGAUUGUUCAAGUCUUGUGUUAAGUGCACUUAUGCUGAAGCUGGAUUAAGCAGCGCUUCAUGGUCAGCCCCUAUUGACAUUGUGGCAGAUGUCAAAUCCGAAAGGGUUGUAGUUCUUGGUGGGAAUGGUUUCGUUGGCUCAGCUAUCUGCAAAGCAGCAAUCUCCAAUGGUAUUGAGGUUGUGAGUGUUAGCAGGUCAGGUCGUCCUAACUUCGAAGAUUCAUGGUUGGAUCAGGUUACAUGGGUUACUGGUGAUGUUUUCUAUUUGAAUUGGGAUGAAGUACUUCUUGGUGCUACUGCUGUAGUUUCAACCAUUGGUGGUUUUGGAAAUGAAGAACAGAUGAAAAGAAUCAAUGGUGAAGCUAACGUUACCGCUGUGAAUGCUGCUAAGGAUUUUGGGGUCCCUAAGUUCGUCUUGAUCACGGUUCACGAUUACAAUCUUCCGCCAUUUAUUCUCUCCAACGGAUAUUUCACUGGAAAACGUAACGCGGAGGCAGAACUUCUUUCCAAGUAUCCCACCUCAGGAGUUGUGCUAAGACCCGGUUUCAUAUACGGGAAACGAAAAGUGAACGGAAUCGAGGUCCCGCUUGAUCUAGUCGGGGAGCCACUAGACAAGAUCUAUGAUUCAGCAGAGAGGUUCAUUAGACCAUUGAGGUCUCUCCCUGCAUCUGAUCUCAUCUUGGCUCCACCGGUUAACGUCGAUGAUUUAGCACUUGCUGUGAUCAACGCUGUUAAAGAUGACGACUUCUUUGGCAUUUUCACUAUUGAGCAGAUCAAAGAAGCAGCUGCAAAAAUGAGAGCGUGAAGAGUCUUUAGAUAGAUACCAAGGAGUGGUUAUUGGUUUGUAUAAUUGUAUGCGAAAAGUAUUAAUAAUUACAUGAAUAGCUCUCCCUUUGUCAAAUUGUAAUGUAUAUCAUUUGUAAACGUAUAUAUUAUUUACUUCUACGACGAGAGUAAUCGUAGGUAGGCCUGGGACUAAAAUCCGUUAUCCGCGGGUAUUCGAAUCCGGAUCCGUGAUCCGAUCCAGAAAACCGAAUAACCGGGUGCGACGGAUCCGGAUACGGGUAAAGCAUUUACGAAUCCGGCGGAUCCGGAUACGGAUCCGGAUUAUGAAAAAAAUCAGAGCCGAAUAUCCGCAUCCGUUCAAUAUGUCUACAUAUUUGUAUUAUGGGCUUAAAUUAU